UUUGUUUUUGCCCCCCCCCCCCCCAGCACCUGUUUCUGGCCGUCAGAGCUGUUCACGUUGUGCCGCUUUCUCUGUGGAGGAACAGCAACUCUGUGACAGAGGUCCCUCAACGCAGGCUUGGGGACCCCCAAAUGUGGAGUCAGGACGAACAUGGAGGAAAGCUAUGAGACCUUUGAAGAGGAGUUCGGGCCAACAAGAAAAGAUUCUCUUCCGCAGAAGCCUGCUCGACAAAUCCGACAACCAGAAAUGUAUGCGAGCAGGAAGUUUACAGAGGAAAUGUCUGCAGUUCCUCAGCCCCCAAAAGUAGAACCAAAGGCGUUACCGAUGGAACCAACUGCUCCCAGGAAAUUUCCUGUACAAAAAACUUUAUCCGUGCAGAAUUUGGCUCAGAUUGAAACACCGUGGGAGAAUGUCACACUCAACCGUUGUCUCUUUGUGGCCAUUUCAAUCCUGGUCCUCACCUCGGGCUUCCAAAGACUUCAUGAGACCCUGCGUGGUCAGAGGAUAGCAGAGGAGGAGCAAGAGAUCGAAUUGACCGGGAGGCAACCAAACACGUUACGACACAGAGGCAAACCACCGCAGCCCGAGACAACCCUGUGGGAAGUUUUAUUUUGGUGGCUGCCGGAUCUUGAUGACGAUGACGAAGACGACGACGAAAAAAGGACGAAGAGUGGUCUCAGAAACAAGCCAAUGCCAGACAAAAAACUCGUGAAGCAGAGCAAAGGGACAUUCCAGGCCAGGAGGGCCAAGAAAGUCCAAAAGCAAAAGGCGAAGAACAAGAAGGAGAAAGAGAAGGAUAUGCUGAAGACAUCUGACCAACCAGAUGAGCAAAAAGUGGAAAAGGAAGAGGAGGAGGUAUUUGACGCAGAGAUGGAGAAGGAAAAGAAGAAAAAGAGUCAAAAAGGAUGAUUUCCUUACCUCGGAACAUACAAUUUCUCUCCGCUUUCGCAGUGCUUGAUACAACUUGCUUGUUAGCGUCAGUACGGCAAGAUAGCAUCACCUUGCCCUUUACAUCCACAUCUGUCAAAAGUACAAAUUUAAAUAAAACUAGCCAAUGUACCACUA
This is a messenger RNA of Hippocampus zosterae (dwarf seahorse), 1065 nucleotides long. RefSeq lists its product as uncharacterized. Lineage: Eukaryota; Metazoa; Chordata; Actinopteri; Syngnathiformes; Syngnathidae. The coding region runs from base 151 to 909 and encodes 252 amino acids. The record is from RefSeq and is a predicted model, not a curated record. The transcript is spliced from 7 exons.